Molecule: messenger RNA, 1917 nt
Organism: Aspergillus puulaauensis
Lineage: Eukaryota; Fungi; Ascomycota; Eurotiomycetes; Eurotiales; Aspergillaceae
Product: CLPTM1 family protein
Exons: 4
Coding region: 1-1917 (638 amino acids)
Cellular component (GO): membrane; endomembrane system
Source: RefSeq, a predicted model, not a curated record
AUGCCUGAACAGCGGGAACAGAGGAAUGAGGGAGAGUCAGGUUCCCUCAUCAGAUCUCUCAUCCAGGGCGCCACUAUCUUCUUUGUCACCCAGUUCUUCAUCGGCCAAUUCUUCGGAAACAAGCAGACUACUGGUUCUGGUGGAAAGCCAGGCGCUGAAACUACCUUUGGAGAUCGCGCUGCUCCUGGGGAGAUCGAGAGUUACAGCUCCGUUCCGGACACGAUUUCCCCUAUCUGGCCUACGGACAGCGCGCUGGAUAUCAGCAUCUACGUUUCUCCGUCUAUCCUCGUACCUUCGUUCAAAACUCUGCCACCGAGCUCGCUCGUAUUGGAACAGAAGAAAUUUGGUCUUGGAAAUUACAGCGAUGUUAGAGAAGUAGAGGCUACCGUUCAGGUGCCAAAGGAGGUCCAGAACAACGGAACUCUUUGGGCGCACUUCCUUGUGGGAUUGAGUGGACAUCAGUUGGAUCCUACCGCUAAAGACUACAGCUCGGAUACGGCCGUCCACUUCUUCCGCCCUCUCAACCAAUAUCUCCCCAAGAAGAAGGCUAAGAAGCUCAAGAAUCUCCUCGCGAGCGCCGACGAGAAUGAGGAGGAGGAAGACGAUGGAACCCCCGACGUUUCGAUUGCAUCGUUCUACCACUCGAACUUUACAUUAUCCGUUAUCCCUGAUUCUUCCAACAUGAAGUACCGCCAGAUCCAUCCUGCUAUUCGUCGUCAGACCCAACUGGAGACGACCGGUGCGAGAGAUGCUUCCGGUCAAAACGGCUGGUACUACCCGAUAGUUUUCCUGAAUACGUUUUGGCAGUUGAGGAGCCACAUGAUGGAGCUCAACUCGACGGUUGAGACGGUACCCAUUCGAUUCACGCUCAAUAACCUUCAGAACUGGAAGUUUGCAAUGCUGGCGAGUCUCGAUGACAACGCGAAGCAGACAGCCCGACAAGCCGCCUUUGGAGGCUCUACCCCUGGUGGUGGUGAUGGUAGCGAGUUUGAGAUGAUCAAAGAAGUGCUCCUCGAUACCAACAUCUGGUUGCUGGGUACUACCGGUGUGGUUACUAUCCUACACAUGGUUUUCGAAACUCUCGCAUUCAAGAAUGACAUAUCUCACUGGCGUAAGAAGAAAGAUAAUGUUGGAACUUCUGUUCGAACUAUCUUGGCCAACGUGUUCAUGCAAGCAGUCAUUUUCCUCUACCUCAUGGACAACAGCGAGAACACUUCUUGGAUGAUUCUCGCCAGCCAAGGCUUUGGGAUUCUCUUGGAAGCCUGGAAGGUCACUAAAACCGUCAAUGUUCGCUUGCGACCGCCUCCAGCCAGGUCCUUCUUCUCAUUCCUGCCCUAUGUGAUUGUGUUUGAAGACAAGCACAAGCUCACAGAAACAGAGAAGAAAACCCAGGAGUAUGAUGAGAUUGCAUUCCGCUAUCUCUACAUCAUUGGCGUGCCUCUUCUUGGAGCGUACGCCGUAUACAGCCUGAUGUAUAACACCCACAAGUCAUGGUACUCGUACAUCAUCGAAACUCUUGUCGGCAGUGUUUAUGCCUAUGGAUUCCUGAUGAUGGUUCCUAGCCUAUACAUCAACUACAGACUCAAGUCCGUCGCGCAUAUGCCUGGAAAGGCUAUGACUUAUAAGUUCCUCAACACUUUUAUCGAUGAUCUCUUUGCAUUCACCGUUAAGAUGCCAUGGCUCCACAGACUUGCGACCUUGAGAGACGACGUGAUUUUCUUCAUCUGGCUCUACCAGGGCUACAAGUACAGAGUUGACUACACUCGUGUCAACGAGUUCGGGCAGGGAGGUGAGAGUGACGAUGAAGAGGAAGAAUCGAAGCCUGAAGAGGCCGAGAAAGUCGACGAGGGAAAGAAAGAAGCUUCCCAGGCAUCUGGAAAGCAAACUUCCAAGGCAUCUGCCCGCCGGAGAAAGUGA